AUGGGGCAGGAGGCCAAUGGGAUGGCUAACAUCAGUCGGUUCCUUGACAAGGCUCUGGGGCUGCUUCUGUGCGUGCAGCUCUGCAGGGGCACCGGGGAGUUGCGGCUGGUUGGUGGAGGCAGCCGUUGUGCGGGCCGGGUAGAGGUGAAGCACGAGGGCCAGUGGGGCACCGUGUGCAGCUAUGACUUCGACUGGGAUGCCCGAGGGGCCUCCGUGGUCUGCAGGCAGCUGGGAUGUGGCACUGUGGCCAGAGCCUCCCCGUACAUCCCGUUUGGGCCCGGGGCUGGCCAGAUCUGGCUGCACCCCUUCUUCUGCCGUGGCACCGAGACUGAGCUCCAACACUGUCCCCACUUUGGAUGGGGUCAGCACUACUGCGGCCAUGACCGGGACGUGGGUGUGACAUGUUCAGAUGCUGUGGAGCUGAAGCUGGUGAAUGGAGGUGGUCCCUGCGCAGGCAGAGUGGAGGUGAAGCUGCAGGGCCAGUGGGGGACAAUCGCAGAUGACACAUGGGACAUAGAAGAUGCCGAGGUGGUGUGUCAGCAGCUGGGCUGUGGCUCGGCUAAAAGUGCCCACAGCUCAAUCCGCUUUGGGAAAGGGUCUGGACCAAUUCAUCUGGCUCUGGUUGACUGUCAUGGGAACGAGUCCGCCAUCUGGAAAUGUGAUGUCAAGGGAUGGGGGUCAUAUAUUGGCCCCCAUGACUGGGAUGUUGGUGUGGUCUGCCAAGGGUUUGUGAGGCUGGUCAGUGGGGACAGCGCCUGCUCGGGCCGCGUGGAGGCCAGGCAGGGUCGAGACUGGGCCACCCUCUGCAAGGCCCACAUGGACAUCAAUGCCGCCCACGUCAUCUGCAAGGAGCUAGGCUGUGGAGCAGCUCUGGCUGUCACUGAGGCAGAGCACUUUGGGUCUGGAGCUGGGCCCAUCUGGAAUGGGGGCUUCGCGUGUGCAGGCAAUGAAUCUCUCCUGUCUGCCUGUGCCCGCAGGCUGCCCCACAGCCAGGGCUGCACCCACGCCAGCGACGCCGGCAUCAUCUGCUCCCCCUACACGGGCUUCAGGCUGGUGAACAGCAGCACGGCGUGUGCAGGACGGGUGGAGCUGGAGGCUCGGGGCACCUGGGGCUCCCUCUGUGAUGCCAGCUGGGACACGGCUGAUGCUCAAGUGCUCUGCCACCACCUCGGCUGUGGGUUUGCUGCCUCCGUGCCCCGCGGAGGGUAUUUUGGGACAGGGAGUGGCCCACUGUGGCAGGACACGUUUCACUGCAGCGGGACUGAGUCCCACCUGGGAGAGUGCCCUGCCAUGGUGCUGGGGAUCCCCGUGUGCUCGUCAGGCCGUGCUGCUGCGGUCAAUUGCUCAGGUGAUGCUGAACCCCUGCGGCUGGUGGAUGGGAAGAGCCGAUGCGAUGGGCACCUGGAGGUGGCUCUGAGUGGGGCCUGGGGCCGAGUCCUUGCAGAGCAGUGGGACACCAGCAGUGCCAGUGUGGUGUGCCGGCAGCUCCAGUGUGGCGUGGCCCAGAAGGCCUAUGCCGCCCCUGCACUGGGGCCAGGGUUGAGCCCCGUGGAGCUGAGCGGGCUCCAGUGUGAGGGAACAGAGACUCACCUGGCCCAGUGCAACAUCACGCUGCCGAACGCCACACUGGCGGACCGUGCUGAGGACGCAGCGGUUGUGUGCUCAGGAAGCCAGCAGGUGCGGCUGGCGAGCGGCCCCGGGCGCUGCGCAGGGCGAGUGGAGGUCUACAUCCAGGGGGCCUGGAGCCGUGUCUGCGAGGACACCUGGGACCUCUGGGACGCCACCGUCGUCUGCCGCCAGCUAGGAUGCGGCAGGGCCCUGGCAGCGCCCGGCUCAGCCCGCUACGGCCAGGGCUCAGGGCCAGUGUGGCUGGGCGCCGGGGGCUGCUCCGGGGCUGAGGAAACGCUCUGGGACUGCCCAGCCCCAGCCCCAGAGCAGGAUGGCUGCAAGCAGGGUGCCGGUGCGGCAGCCGUCUGCUCAGAGCUCACAGCCCUGCGGCUGGCAGGUGACAGCGGCUGCACUGGGCGCUUGGAGGUCUUCUACAACGGGACAUGGGGGAGCGUGUGCGCCAACGGCACCAACUCCACUACAGCUGCUGUGGUGUGCCGGCAGCUGGGCUGCGGGGCCGGGGGCCGGCUGGCAUCUGCUCCUGCAGCCACGCAGGACUCAGGCCCCGCAUGGCUGGCCUGGGUGCAGUGUGGGCUGGGGGCUGUCUCUCUCUGGCACUGCCCCUCGGCACCCUGGCACCUGCAGCCCUGCGACUCCCUCGGGGACACCCACAUCACAUGCAACAGGGAGCCUGGAAGCACUAGAGGGACUCCCACGCCACCCAUGAGAACUGGCUACCCAGAUGGCACAGCCUACACAGGUACCCCCAGGAGCCUCUUGGAGGGUGCUGGGGCCAUGCCAGUGCCUAUCAUCCUCUGCAUCGUCCUGGGGACCCUUCUCUGCCUGGCCUUGGGUGCCCUUGCCAUGCAGGCAUGGCAUGCCAUGGCUCAGCACAGAGGUGAAGGUGCAGAUGCAAUCUCUGAGGCUGUCUAUGAGGAGCUUGACUAUACGCUGACGCCUGACUACCAGGAGGUGCCCAGUGGCUCAGGCUCCCCGUCAGAGGGCUCAGUGACAAAGCUGCCAUAUUACACCAGUGACAGCAUCAAGGACAACAGCCCCGGGACAGCACCAGACACUCCUGCCCAGCCCAAACACAGCCCCCCAGAGGGGUACGAUGAUGUUGCGGCCCUGGACCCGGGAGAGGCUGCUGCUCCAGAGCCGAACGACGGAUGUGCCUCUGAGGUGGCAGGACUGGGAGAUAAGAGGUGCCACAGCCUGCGCGACAGCUCCACGGGGCUCAGCGAGGGCCAGCUCCCUGCUGGGGACAGCAGGCCCAGCCCCGUGGAGCUGCCGGGAGCUGCGAAGGACACUCUGGCCUCAGCGCCAUGGGACAUGAGCUACGAUGACGUCGGCGUCAGCGACCCCAGGGUGUCGCCAUGAGCACAGCAGGGCCACGCUGCGGGAGUCCCUGAGGCCACGUGCAGCGCUGCGGGGCUCUGCGCCUGCAGAGCCACAGCCCCGCCACGGAGGGGAUGGCCCACCUGACCGCCCGCCCGCUCAGGCCUGUGACUAGGAGAACCACCUCCAUCGUCCCUCCCACACGGGCCUCUGGGUGCUGCCCGAGUUCACGUGUGCUUCCAG
This is a messenger RNA of Rhea pennata, 3189 nucleotides long. Its product is annotated as scavenger receptor cysteine-rich type 1 protein M130-like. Gene Ontology annotation, biological process: zymogen activation. Gene Ontology annotation, molecular function: serine-type endopeptidase activity. The transcript has 12 exons. Bases 1 to 2988 code for a protein of 995 amino acids. NCBI's taxonomy places the organism in Eukaryota, Metazoa, Chordata, Aves, Rheiformes, Rheidae. Gene Ontology annotation, cellular component: plasma membrane. The record is from RefSeq and is a predicted model, not a curated record.